This is a messenger RNA of Paramormyrops kingsleyae, 2039 nucleotides long. RefSeq names its product leucine rich repeat containing 20 (gene lrrc20). Gene Ontology annotation, molecular function: protein binding. The record is from RefSeq and is a predicted model, not a curated record. NCBI's taxonomy places the organism in Eukaryota, Metazoa, Chordata, Actinopteri, Osteoglossiformes, Mormyridae.
UUGUGAGGGAGCGUCAGUUAGGGCACUACGGCCAUGUGGCGCGUUUCCCUGAGGGUGAUCCGGCUCACAGGAUCCUCAUUGCUGGGGACCCAAGUGGCUGGGCCAGGCCGAGGGGACGCCCAUGUAACACGUGGCUGCUGCAGAUAGAUGGCCAUCUCCGGAGGGUGGGACUGGGCCGCGUGUCGGCCUGGGAGGGGCUGCCAACUGGAAUCCCGAUGUGUUUCUUCGUCUGGUCGGUGCUCCCCAACCUGACCUGACCUGAUGUAUAAGCUCAAAAUUGGGGUGAAUAGUGUUUAUGCUGGUCACAUGUUCCAAAGCUAGUAAACUCAAAAGCAAAUGUCAGGUUACGUUCUACUUCUAUAACAUACAGACUGAAGGAUGUCUUGGCUAAUCAUGUUCUUACACUCACGACAAAUUUCUAUAAAAUAGUCAAAGGAAAAUCAGCUUUACUAAUAACUCCGUACAGGUUAAAUCUCCUUCGUACGAGUGACCUUCUAAUUCAGCUUGUCUUUUUAGAAAUAUUGUUUUUUCUCUGCCCUGUCAGGCAGAGAUCUAACCUCUCCCUCUCAUAAAAAACAAGCCCUGCACUUCCUAUAACCCUGAGUAAGACAAGUGGUUUAAAUAGAUGGAUGGAUGGAUGGAUGGAUGGAUGGAUGGACGUCUCUGUGCAUCUUCCUCCAGCCUACAUACAAGGGUUGGAUCAUCUGCUAAGUUCCCACCGUUACCAUUAGCAAAGUUUCGCACCCGUUGCCUUUCAGAAGCAGACCCAAGCCUCCCUUAAGUGUGGCAGUCCGUGAUAAGAUGGGGGAAGCUGUGGCGAACGUGGCCAGAAGAAUCAACGCCACCGUGGAAGAACAGAAAGACACACUGGAUCUUUCAAACUGCAAACUGAUUAGUUUUCCAGAGGGAGUCUUCAAAGUACUAAGGACUGUAAAUGACAAGAUUCUUGUCAUCACAUUAGCAAACAAUGAAUUGAAAGCUAUUAGUAGCAAGUUUUUCACCACCUUUACUCAGUUAAGAGAAUUGGAUUUAGAAGGUAAUGUUCUGAGCAAGCUCCCAGAUUCAGUGGGUGAGAUGCAGCACCUAACAAGCAUAAACCUGGCGAGAAACAAGUUUUCUUUGUUUCCCGAAAAACUGGCGGAAAUCCAAACCCUUGAGAAAAUCAGUUUGGAAGGAAAUGAAAUCACCGACGUGCCGGUCGGGAAGCUCUCCUCCAUGCCUGCACUCCAGAGCAUCAACAUGAAAUCCAACCCGCUGGACAAAGGCCUCUUUGCUGCUGUUCGACCGUCCCUUAAAUUUGAGCUGCUAACAACAGACGAUGAAUAAGAAGCAUGUUUGGUCUAAGCUGCAUUUGCAUGGGACAAGAACCACAAUCUUCAUUUUCAAGAUGCCUUAAGUGAUUUUUUUGAUGAGAUCUUAUUUAUUUUGCUACAGAGUGAAACAUGAAUGUUUAUUAUGCAUUUUAUAUUCUGAGUGUUGUUUAUCUUCCAUUGUGGACUUGUGAGAUCAAUGCCAUUAUGACAAUCUGAUGGAAAUGAAAUACUUUUGUUCUAACAAAGAGCAGUGAACUUAUCUAGGCAUAUGUCAGGUGGAAGUUUGCUGUAAAACCCAUCAAAAUGGGCUUUAGACCUUGAUGAACUCCAGAAAGGAACUUGCCUAGAGCAGGAUUAACCUUUGGCUUGGAUUGAAUCUCUGAAUCUAUAGUUGAACUUAAAUUGAUUCAUAACGCUGACUGUAAGUAUAUGCUGUCCAAGCUGUUCAAACAAAUGUCCUCCAUAAAGAAACACUCCAUCAGUUAUCACAAGAGAUAUUGCUAUUGUCCGAUAAACUGCAGGAGAAUGUUUUAGCCUUUGAAUUUGUAUUGGGUUUCAGCUUGGGGAAUAAUGCAACAUGUAGCACUGUGUUCAGGCCUGGACAGUUCUUUGUUUUUCAUGCCUUGAAUACAACUGAGAAUUCAAUUGCAUGUACUGUUUAUGGAGAUGACUGGAUUUUGCCUCAUAUAAAAAAAUGAAAAACGUUAAAACAUUUUCUUUGCACAA